AUGCAAGCGGCGUUUUUUCCCAUUUUCGUCGCGACAGCGAGAAAACAACGCGACCAUCGUCGGGAUAACGGCCUCGGAUUCGCUUCUGGAUCGAGCACGCAUCUCGUCGACAACGACAACGACAACGACAACGACAACGACAACGCGGUGGACGAGUGGUCGGCUCCCAGCAAGUCGAUCGCGCUCCUUCCCACCGAUCGAGAACUCCUCGAACGAUUCGUCAAGCGAAACAUCGACGAGAUCGACCGGACAGCUUUCGACAAUUUCUUCAAGCGAAACCUCGACGAGAUAGGUCGCGUUGGCUGGAACGGAUUCGUCAAGAGACUGGCCGAUUAUUUGACCACCAACAGAAGCAACGUCCUGGCACGCCGCGGCUAA
Messenger RNA from Heterotrigona itama, 378 nucleotides. NCBI's taxonomy places the organism in Eukaryota, Metazoa, Arthropoda, Insecta, Hymenoptera, Apidae. The record is from the annotation of a GenBank genome assembly.